Rhipicephalus microplus (southern cattle tick) is the source of this 3802-nucleotide messenger RNA. RefSeq names its product ATP-citrate synthase (gene ATPCL). Gene Ontology annotation, molecular function: ATP citrate synthase activity. Gene Ontology annotation, cellular component: cytosol. Gene Ontology annotation, biological process: fatty acid biosynthetic process; citrate metabolic process; acetyl-CoA biosynthetic process. NCBI's taxonomy places the organism in Eukaryota, Metazoa, Arthropoda, Arachnida, Ixodida, Ixodidae. The record is from RefSeq and is a predicted model, not a curated record.
CCACCCGGCCACCGGGCGCAGCCGUACCGGUCGGUCGCACGAUGCGACGGGGAAAAUAACUAAUCGCGGCUCUUCGAAUACAGCGGAGGAAAUCGACACCGUUUGCGCAUCCUUUACGUGAACGACGUCUCCCUCUCUUCGGUGCGCGAGCAGUGGCCGCAUUCGACGUGUAUUCCGCUGGGCUGUGCUGCGCGUGUCGAGGACCAGUCAAUUUUCGGUAGGUUGAAGUCACGUCCGGCUAAGAAGGACCAGUCAAUUUUCGUUCAUAAAGAAUGUCUGCCAAGGCGAUCAAUGAGGCUACGGGCAAGCGGCUUCUCAAUGAGCACCUGGCACCGGGUGCGGCUGCUUCCUGCGAGUUCGCCGUCGUGAAUCCCGAUACCCGCUGGGACACCCUGUGCAACAGCCAUCCAUGGCUGGCCACACAGAAGCUUGUGGUGAAGCCCGAUCAGCUGAUCAAGCGUCGGGGCAAGCUGGGUCUGAUCCAUGUCAAUGGCGACCUGAAGAGCGUGCAGGACUGGGUUCAGCAGCGCAUGGACAAGGAGGUCGAGGUUGGACGAGCUAAAGGAAAACUACGUCACUUCAUCAUUGAACCCUUCUGCAAGCACUCCCAGGGUGAAGAGGCGUAUGUGUGCAUCUAUUCUCAUCGUAAUGGUGACACCAUCCUGUUCCACCACGAGGGAGGUGUUGACAUUGGUGACGUGGACUCCAAGGCCCUUCGACUGGAGGUUCCCAUUGACCACAAGCCAAGUGCCGAAGAAGUGACCAAAACACUGCUCACCAAGCUGCCACAAGACAAGCAAAGUCUGGUGGCUACAUUCAUCUGCUCAUUGUAUGACGUGUAUGUGGACCUGUACUUCACUUAUCUCGAGAUCAACCCUUUGGUGGUGACUGGCGGCCAGGUGUACAUCCUCGACUUGGCAGCCAAGCUGGAUGCCACGGCAGAGUUCGUGUGCAAGCAAAAGUGGGGCGACGUCACCUUCCCUCCACCCUUUGGUCGAGAUGCCACCACAGAGGAGGCCUACAUUGCAGAGUUGGAUUCUAAGAGUGGUGCGUCUCUCAAGCUUACGGUGCUGAAUGCGAAAGGACGCAUCUGGACCAUGGUUGCUGGAGGAGGUGCCUCAGUCAUCUACAGUGACACAGUGUGUGACCUGGGCGGAGCAAGUGAGCUUGCCAACUAUGGCGAGUACUCUGGUGCACCGACCGAGCAGCAGACGUACGAGUAUGCCAAGGUCAUCCUGGGCCUCAUGACCCACUCGGAGAAGCACCCAGACGGCAAGGUGCUCAUCAUUGGGGGUGGCAUAGCCAACUUCACCAAUGUGGCGGCCACCUUUAAGGGCAUCGUGAAGGCCCUGCAGGAGUUUAGGGAGCGCCUGGUGGAGCACAGAGUGUCGGUGUUUGUGCGUCGGGCGGGCCCCAACUACCAGGAAGGGCUGCGCGUCAUGAAGGAAGUCGGCCGCACCCUGGGCGUGCCAGUGCACGUCUUUGGCCCCGAGACCCACAUGACGGCCAUCGUGGCCAUGGCCAUGGGACGACGCGAGGUGCCCGACAUGCCCGAGCCGAACGUCACCACUGCAAACUUUCUGCUGCCCGGUGGCAUGAAGACCCCUCCUCCUCCGUCGAGCCCCAAGAAAGAGAUGAGGCGGCCCGUGUUUCCAGACCAUGCGGGCGAGCAGCCAGGACCCCAGCAGCCGUGGUUCACCCCCCGCACUAAGGCCAUCAUCUGGGGCAUGCAGACACGUGCGGUGCAGAGCAUGCUGGACUUUGACUUUGUGUGCUCGCGCCCCGAGGGCUCGGUGGUGGCCAUGGUGUACCCGUUCACGGGCGACCACAAGCAGAAGUUUUACUGGGGCCACAAGGAGGUGCUGCUGCCAGUGUACAAAAAUAUGGCGGACGCCAUGAAGCGCCACCCGGACGCUGAUGUGCUCAUCAACUUUGCCUCUCUGCGGUCGGCCUAUGAGAGCACCUUCGAAACACUUCAGUACCCACAGAUCCGCACCAUUGCCAUCAUUGCCGAGGGCAUCCCAGAAAACAUGACGCGUAAAAUGAUCAAGGCUGCGCACAGCAAGGGUGUCAACAUCAUCGGCCCGGCUACUGUUGGGGGCAUCAAGCCUGGCUGCUUCAAGAUUGGCAACACUGGUGGCAUGAUGGACAACAUUCUGGCCUCCAAGUUAUAUCGACCUGGAAGUGUGGCAUAUGUGUCCCGAUCAGGUGGCAUGUCUAACGAGCUGAACAACAUAAUCUCUCGUGCCACCAACGGUGUGUACGAAGGGGUGGCCAUCGGUGGUGACCGGUACCCCGGCACUACAUUCAUGGACCACCUGGUACGCUACCAGGCUGACCCCCAGGUCAAGAUGCUUGUGCUGCUCGGAGAGGUUGGAGGUGUCGAGGAGUACGAAGUGUGUGAGGCCCUGCAGUCGGGUCGGCUGAACAAGCCCCUGGUGGCCUGGUGCAUUGGCACCUGCGCCUCCAUGUUCUCCUCUGAGGUGCAGUUUGGCCACGCCGGUGCGUGUGCCAACUCAAGCCGUGAGACGGCCUCUGCCAAAAACGAGGCCCUGGCAAAGGCGGGUGCCCACGUGCCGCCCACGUUCGAUGCCCUCGGCGACACCAUCAAGAGUGUGUAUGAUGACUUGGUGGGAGCUGGUGUGAUUGUGCCCUUGCCCGAGGUUCCACCCCCGACAGUGCCCAUGGACUACAACUGGGCCAGGGAGUUGGGCCUGAUACGCAAGCCGGCUUCAUUCAUGACGAGCAUUUGCGACGAGAGGGGCCAGGAGCUGCUCUACGCUGGCAUCCCCAUCACGACAGUCAUCGAGAAGGAGUUGGGCAUCGGGGGUGUGCUGAGCCUGCUGUGGUUCCAGCGCCGCCUGCCCCAGUACGCCUGCAAGUUUCUCGAGAUGGUUCUCAUGGUGACAGCCGACCACGGACCGGCUGUCUCGGGGGCCCACAACACUAUAGUGUGUGCCCGUGCGGGCAAGGAUCUCAUCUCGUCCCUCGUCUCUGGUCUUCUCACGAUCGGUGACCGGUUUGGAGGUGCCCUGGACGCAGCUGCACGCCAGUUCAGCGAGGCAUACAACAGCCGCCAGAUUCCCAUGGAGUUUGUGAACAGCAUGCGCAAAAAGGGCAUCCUCAUCAUGGGCAUCGGGCACCGAGUCAAAUCGAUAAACAACCCUGACAUGCGAGUGAAGAUCCUGAAAGACUAUGUGAAGAAACACUUCCCUGCGACACCUGUGCUGGACUAUGCACUCGAGGUUGAGAAGAUCACCACUUCCAAGAAGCCAAACCUCAUCCUUAAUGUGGAUGGCCUAAUUGGAGUGGCAGUCGUUGACCUCCUGCGGAGCAGUGGCUGCUUCACGCCGGAGGAAGCUCAGGACUACAUUGAGAUGGGCGCCCUCAACGGACUCUUCGUGCUUGGCCGCACCAUUGGAUUCAUUGGACACUACCUGGACCAGAAGCGGCUGAGGCAGGGCCUGUACCGCCACCCGUGGGACGACAUCUCGUACGUGCUUCCCGAGACAGAAGGCUAUGACCAAAACUGAGGCAACGUUACAGAGCAGCGCGUUGGGCGCCCCAGCGGAUGCCUAUUUAUUUGCACUCCCAUCCUUUGGUGUUGUGCCUCCCCUCGCGGACUGUGCCACCACUGCCUCGGUUACAAGAACUGUUGUUGGUACUUUGCCAUUGGGACAACCCAUUGCGUGUUGUGCACUAGCCAUCGUGUCCUACUUGUGCCCGUACUUGCAAAUCAACCUCUGGUUUUUCCGCUCAUCCGGUCACAUGAGAGCAGGCAAGAAUUGGGAGUGGAAGAUCG